AUGCUAGGUCAGAUCCAUUGGUGUGGGUUGAUAUAUUGGAGACCUCUUUGGGAAGAUGUUUUGGCUGCUAAUGUAUUAUUCAUUCUGAUGUUCCCAGUGAUCAAAGUGAAUGCACUCAAGUGCCCAGAGGUUGAUCCUAUCCCAAUUCCACGUGAAUGGUACCAACCAGGUGACAUCCUCAUUGGAGGGAUGACUUCACAGAUCCUCUAUUCCUUCAGUGAGCAUUCGUUUCGUGAAAAUCCAUCUCAGGAGCUUUUUGACUUUUUAGAGGUCUUAACAAAAUUCUACCAACAUGUCCUUUCCUUGGCCUUUGCUGUGAAGGAGAUCAAUGAGAAUCCACAAAUCCUAUCUAAUGUCACCCUUGGUUUUCACAUCCAUGACAACUAUUACCACCCGAUGAUGACCUAUCGGACUACCUUGGACUUACUCUUCAAAUCCCAGCAAUUUGUUCCCAACUACAAGUGGGAUGCUUUGAAGAACUUUAUGGCCAUUAUCGGCGGACUCACCUCUGAAACAUCAUCCUAUAUGGCAGACAUUGUAGGUUUAUACAAGAUACCACAGCUGACUUAUGGUUCAUUUGCCCCUCGGAAUAGUGAUGAUAACAGUGAAAUGUCAUCUUCAUAUUCCAUUGUCCCCAAUGAAUCUUCUCAAUACAUUGGGAUUAUCCGACUGCUUCAACAUUUUGGAUGGACCUGGAUUGGGAUCCUUACUACUGAUAAUAUGAAUGGAGAACGUUUCUUGCAGACCAUUGAAACCUUCCUUUCCCAACAUGGAAUCUGCUCUGCUUCCAUCCAAAGAAUCCCGUAUUUAACCCAAUGGGAUAAAAUGUUCGAAAUGAUUGGAAGAGCAACAAUUAUUUAUAACGGCAUAACUGAUGAGAAAAUCAGUGCCUUUGUUGUGUGUGGAGACGCUUUGACAAUUGUAUGGGUGACAACUAUUAUAUUCAUGCUGCAUCCCGGAGUUGGGCAGAGUUCCUUGGGGAAAGUGUGGAUCAUGACUGCCCAGAUUGACUAUGUUUUAACAGGACUGCAAAGGAAGUGGGAUCGACAGUUCUUUGAUGGUGCCCUUUUUUUCACAAUUCCCUCAAAACAAAUUCCAGGGUUCAAGGAAUUCCUGAAGUUGAUAAAACCUCCUUGGAUUCAAGAAGAUGGAUUUUUUCCACUUUUCUGGGAACAGGCGUUUGAUUGUUCAUUCCCAUCUCCUCAUUCGACCCUAGUGGACAACAAUAUUUGUACCGGAGAGGAAAAGCUGGAGGACAUUCCUGGGUCUCUUUUUGAGGUUCAGUUGACUGGGCACAGUUAUAGUAUCUAUAAUGCUGUCUAUGUAUUGGCCCAAGCUUUGCAUGCUCUCCUCUUACUUAGAUCUAAUCACAGGCAUUUGAGGAGACAUACAUUAUUAGAAUAUGAAGAUACCCAGCCAUGGCAGCUUCACCAAUUUCUUAAAGGCAUGAAAUUCAACAAUUCUCUUGGAGACGUCAUGACAUUUUAUGAUCAAAAGAAGAUGGAAGGUGGAUUUGAUAUCAUCAACAUAGUCGCCUUUCCCAAUUCAAGUUUCCAGAGACGUAAGAUUGGAAAAGUGGAUCCUGAUGCUCUCAAAGGACAGGAAUUAGUCAUUAAUGAGGACAUGAUUGUUUGGCAUAGAACAUUUAAUCAGGUGCUUCCCAUCUCUGUGUGCAAUGAACAUUGUCAGCCUGGUUAUCAGAAAAGGAAGAAUGAAGGGAGAAAAUUCUGCUGUUAUGAUUGCAUUCCAUGCCCAGAUGGAAAAAUCUCAAAUACGAUUGACAUGAUAGCUUGCGUCCCAUGUCCAAAAGAUCAAUAUGCAAACCAAGAAAAAGAUGGAUGCCUCCUGAAAAGGAUGAACUUUCUGUCUUAUGAAGAACCUUUAGGGUAUAGUUUAGCUUGUCUUGCUGCUGUGUUCUCCCUCAUUACAACAUGGGUGCUGGGAAUUUUUUUUAAGCACAAAGACAGCCCUAUCGUGAAAGCCAACAACCGGGAUCUCACCUACACACUCCUCAUCUCCCUUCUCUUCUGCUUCCUCUGCUCUUUGCUCUUUCUUGGACAACCUGGGAGAGUCACCUGUCUCCUCAGAUACUCUGCAUUCGGCCUCAUUUUUUCAUUGUCCAUCUCCUGUGUUUUGGCCAAAACCAUCCUUGUUUCUCUCGCCUUCAAGGCCACCAAGCCAGGAUCUCGGAUGAGGACAUGGGUGGGGAAAAGAGUGGCCAUUUCUAUUGUUCUUCUCUGCUCUCUAUUUCAAGCAAGCAUCUGUAUUGUGUGGUUGUCAACUUCUCCCCCAUUCGCAGAGUUAGAUGUGCACUCAUUCACUGAUGAAAUGGUUGUACAGUGCAACGAAGGGUCAGUUUUUAUGUUUUAUUGUGUCCUGAGCUAUAUGGCCCUCCUUUCAUUUGCCAGCUUCAUUGUGGCUUUCCAGGCUCGUAAUCUGCCCGAUAGCUUUAAUGAAGCCAAGUUCAUCACCUUCAGCAUGUUGGCUUUCUGUAGUGUGUGGGUCUCUUUUGUCCCAACCUACCUGAGCACAAAAGGAAAAGCCAUGGUGGCUGUGGAGAUCUUCUCUAUCUUGUGCUCUAGUGUUGCACUCCUAGGAUGUAUCUUUUUCCCCAAGUGUUACAUCAUUGUGUUGAGGCCUGAUUUAAACAACAAGGAACAAUUAAUAAAGAGAGAUUCUUAA
Molecule: messenger RNA, 2682 nt
Organism: Ahaetulla prasina
Lineage: Eukaryota; Metazoa; Chordata; Lepidosauria; Squamata; Colubridae
Product: vomeronasal type-2 receptor 26-like
Exons: 6
Coding region: 1-2682 (893 amino acids)
Biological process (GO): G protein-coupled receptor signaling pathway
Cellular component (GO): membrane
Molecular function (GO): G protein-coupled receptor activity
Source: RefSeq, a predicted model, not a curated record